AUGUCCUUCCUGUCCCCAUCGACGGCCGUUCCGCUCUCGCCGACUUCUCCGCCCGAAUCGGGGCUCAAGCGACGGCACCAGACUGAGACACCGUCGGAGUCGCCCAAAUCUCCAUCUUUGAUGUCCGUCGCUACAAAGAGUUAUGUCUCGGCCUAUGGAACGUCACAACAUCAACACACCGACGAGGGAUCGAGUCGAUCGGCUCCGCGCUCACCACGAAAAGGCCCCUCCGCAUCGCUUCCUCAGCAAUCGAUCCAUCCGCAGUCUCUUCCGACUCCAGCGCACAGUGUGACGGGCAUGUCUAGUUUUGGUAUGGCAGAGGAUUUGGACCAACAUCGGGACAAGCGACCAAGGCUUGAUGGGGCUGGGUUUGGCGAGGCGGAUCAGAGCGAGGUACAGACACCGACACAAGCAACGAACCAUGACCGGCAUAAUGUUACGGAUACAGACAUUACAAUGACAGAAAAUGCGGACGAGCCGCAAAACUCCCUGGAUCGCGCGGCGGAUAACACUUCUCGACAUGCGGAGGGCGAGGUGACUCUGGAACAGCUACAGAAAGAUAUGGGCGAAGCCUUUCUUCUUUGCAGAUCCAAAGUCGAGCGUCAGAGGCCCAAUCCACAGAAGCACCUCCUGGCGCUGUAUGGGAUGAAUUCGUUACUACACAGUGUCGCUCGCAUCGAUCCGAAAACUGGGGAGAAAAUCAACAAGCUGCGUAAGUCGUAUGAAGGACAGAUCAAGAGUUUUGGUUUGGCUGGGCGGAACAAACCGGUCAAAGCGGAGCGCAAUGUCGAGGAGGAUCAACCUGGCCCGUUGCGGCGCAUGGCAGGCUCGUCGCCUUGGGGUCUUGAACCAGACGCACAGUGGAAUGCAGAACAUGCCAAGUCGAAGAUCGAGGUGACGCCGGAUUUCCGAGCGAAGUUGAAACAAGCCAUGCAGAUGCAGCCUGGAACUGUCCGAGACAACACUCACUGGGAAGACGUCCUAGGGUUUGAUAAGCCCAAACCGACGGGAUUUCUGCCGCCGCGGCCUGCCACCCCGGUCGCCCCCCAGCCCGCGUUUUCGCGCUAUGCCAACGGAGUCACAGCACGACAAUCGGUCCCAGCCACGGCAGAGCCCAAGCGCCAGACGCGUGGGAAGAAGCGAAGUUAUGGCGACGACAGUUUCGUGGGGUAUGGCGAGGGAUAUUCAGACCCAGAAGAUGGCGACGGUGAUGACGGGGAUGAUUACGGCAGCCAGCGCAAGCGGAAAAAGGUGAUGCUGAUGGCUUGA
This is a messenger RNA of Exophiala dermatitidis NIH/UT8656, 1269 nucleotides long. RefSeq lists its product as uncharacterized. Gene Ontology annotation, molecular function: transcription coregulator activity. Gene Ontology annotation, biological process: regulation of transcription by RNA polymerase II. Gene Ontology annotation, cellular component: mediator complex. The coding region runs from base 1 to 1269 and encodes 422 amino acids. Lineage: Eukaryota; Fungi; Ascomycota; Eurotiomycetes; Chaetothyriales; Herpotrichiellaceae. The transcript is spliced from 2 exons. The record is from RefSeq and is a predicted model, not a curated record.